Molecule: messenger RNA, 1302 nt
Organism: Neurospora tetraspora
Lineage: Eukaryota; Fungi; Ascomycota; Sordariomycetes; Sordariales; Sordariaceae
Exons: 1
Coding region: 60-935 (291 amino acids)
Biological process (GO): glycoprotein catabolic process; protein quality control for misfolded or incompletely synthesized proteins; protein deglycosylation
Cellular component (GO): nucleus; cytosol
Molecular function (GO): peptide-N4-(N-acetyl-beta-glucosaminyl)asparagine amidase activity
Source: RefSeq, a predicted model, not a curated record
AUGGUCAGGGCUCUGCUUAGGUGCGUUUCUGUCUCCUGUCUGGCUUAACGUCAUGACGGAUGUUUUGUCUGUUUCUUGCGCCAGCUAACUCGCGACUACACAGGUGGUUUCGCCGAUCAUUCUUCACUUUUGUGAAUAACCCUCCAUGUUCCGAAUGUCUAUCACCCACGAAUAAAAUCCGCAACGUUGCGCCUACACCAGAGGAAAGAGCCCAUAGUGCGACAUGGGUCGAGUUAUACUCGUGCGUAACCUGUGGGGCAUUUGAACGAUUCCCACGCUAUACGGAGGCGUGGCAAUUACUACGAGUAAAGCGUGGAAGGGCUGGUGACUUUGCCAACGUCUUCACCAUGCUUUGCCGAGCUCUUGACAUCCGAGCUCGCUGGGUGUGGUGCCAGGAAGACUACCUGUGGACCGAAAUCUACUCUGAGCAUCAACAACGAUGGGUUCAUGUCGACAGUUGCGAAGAGGCUUGGGAUAUGCCCCACAUGUACUACAAGAACUGGGGGAAGAAGAUGUCCUACGUUAUCGCCUUCUCCCGCGAGGGCGCGGUCGACGUUACCAGGCGGUAUGUGGGGUCACCAGACGCCCUGCUCCCACGGAAACGCUGCUCGGAAGGCGUCCUGAAGUUCAUCAUGGAGGAAAUCACAAACCUGCACCGGCCAAAGUACGCCCCAGACGGAGAGACUCGCCUACGGCUCUACCGGGAAGACGUAGCCGAGGACGUGCAGCUCCGAUCCUUGUGGGCGGCUACCCUGGAACAGAGUCGGAGGUUGAAGGCUGCUGCGGCGGCUGCUACUAGGGGCGGCCGCAGCAGUCCCGACAAGAACGGCGCCAACAGGAUGGGCUCGCCAGCGACGGGUGACAUCAAACGACCCAUCCCUGAGGAUGCACCUGUUCCUGAUGUCCCUUCACUCUGGCCGACGUAUGGACCCUGACGGCAUGGCAUCCAUUGGGCCAGACCUUGAAUAGAUAGCAGUCAUCAUUUUCACGUCGUUUAAUACCCCCAACCCCCUUUUAUCAGAGGAAAGCAAGCAUGCAAUGUCAUCAUCCUUUUAUUUGUCAUAUAUUAUAUAUAUACCCUGUGUCAUGUCAUGUUCAAGAUGUGUGUGGAUUUUUUUCGGAGGGAGGUAUAAAGACUACUACUGAUGGUUUGGAAAAGUUGAUGGAGAGCCCUAACUUGCCUUGAGUCUGGGCUGGGCUGGAGUCGGGUCGGGGUUAGGGAGUCCUUGAGAUCUUGUGAGAGUUCUUGGGCAUCCAUGACGAGUGCCUAAUUGAAUACAUUGACUACCUGCCUCUGUCUGU